GACGGUUAUAUGAACUGGCAGCCAUUGUUGAUGUUUGCAUUGCUUGCUGGGGCCGGGAGAAUUCCACGAUUACAGCUCAAAUAGAAGGAGUGAGUGAGGCAGGAUGAGUCUGAUGGGUGCUUAGGCUGAGAGUCACGCCGCAGGGUCAGUGAGGGGUACGGCCGGCAGUAUGGUGACUCCUACGGCGGCGGUCAUCACAGGAGUACUCAUGUGACAGGAGCAGCAGUUGGGGGGCGGUCACAGGGGAGGGGGCUGAUGGCGAAACCAUGGGAGGGGGAGAUGGUGCCGGGGAGUGGCAGGGUGGCCGGCCUUAUGCUGCAGGGGACGGCCGCUGCUCCGGGCAUCAUGGCGUAUGGAUAACCUGGAGUCCGAAGUGGCACUUAAUAUUCUCAAUGCUGUGGUGACUAAUGACGACCAGUACUAUGGGUCUGGCUGCGGCAUCCUACCCACCCCCCGGAUGCCCCCAUGCUAACUGCCCUGGCGCGACCCUAACAUUGGCCCUGCACACUCCUGGGGUGUGGUGGGGGGCUUUUUACCAGGGCGGCCGGGGCGGGGGCGGGGUAGAGCAACAGGACUGGGGUACAAGAUGAAGAAAACGUUGCCGGCUAAGAAGAAAAUAGGAGCUAAGGAGGUUAAGACAAGUGGUGGUGGUGGUGGUGGUGCUGGUGGUGUGAAACCGAGGAUAAGACUGUAUCAUCAGUCUGAUGAUAUUUUGAAUAUCAAUUAUUUAACUUCUGCAACACCUGAGGACAAGACAGGAGCCAGCUCCUCCCAGAAUGAGCCCACACCUGCACCUGAGGACACACCCACACCUGCACCCAAGCCUUCACCCACCCCCAGCACCCACUCCAGCAUCCAGCACAGCCCAGGGGAAGGCCCAGGGCAGGCAGCCAAGGGCCGAGGCAGGGGCAGGGGUGUGGCGUGGGGGAGGAGAGUGUGAAGUGUGUGGGUUAGGUUUGUAUGUGGUACUUUGUCUGGGCUGCUCCAUAUGUGGGAGAGCUCGGUUGGUGUAGAGAUGGAUAGAUAGAUGUGUGUGUGUGUGUAUGUGUGUGUGUGUGAGGGAUUUGUACUUCAUUCAAGCAUCUUUUAUUUUUACUACUGCUACUAUCUUGUUCACUACUGGAAGAUUAGUACUAAGAUGUGAUUCUUGUUAUUUUUAAGGGUAUUAUUCCAAUGUUUUUUGUAUGAUUGCAUCUCAUUCCUGUUGUACUUGAGAGAGAGAGAGAGAGAACAGGCCCCAUUGCACAAACUAAUGAUAAAAAAAAAACUCACAACCAUUCCAAAAAGUAUAAAUAUGUUAGUUUUGUCAGUAGAUUUUGCAAGAAAGGAAAUUUGAAAUACAGGAGUGUGUGGGAGAGGCAAAGGAUAUGUAGGACGGCAGAUUAGUGUGUGAAGGAUGUGUAGGAGAGGCUGAGGAUAUCCUGUACACUGUGUCAGGAUGGUUAAGGGUGAUUUGGAAGGAAGCUAGUGUGUGAAGGAUGCAUUAGGUAGGAUGUGUAGUAGUGGGUACAAUGUGUUAAGAAUGAUAUGUAUGUUACAGGAGAUAAGGAUGUGUAUUUUCACCACAAGUAUGUGUACAGAUUGGUGUUAACACAGCAGGAAGGUUUGAUGAAGCUGGACCAUCAUUCCUUGUGUUGUCUUAAUAAAUGUAUGCAAACUGA
Scylla paramamosain (green mud crab) is the source of this 1661-nucleotide messenger RNA. RefSeq lists its product as uncharacterized. Bases 587 to 940 code for a protein of 117 amino acids. NCBI's taxonomy places the organism in Eukaryota, Metazoa, Arthropoda, Malacostraca, Decapoda, Portunidae. The record is from RefSeq and is a predicted model, not a curated record. The transcript is spliced from 5 exons.